ACCUUAAAAUUUUGAGAUAGAUUUCCACCGUGUUGUAACGUGAUUUCAGGAUGGAAACGGAUAAGCAGACAGCUACGAAUCGCACCUCCAACGAUAAAGAUGAUAAGAAAAAAGGACGGCAUCGUAAGAAACACGCCUUCAACGCGAUACGGUCGCAAAUGGAGUUUUACUUUUCCGACGCAAACCUCAGCAAAGAUCGAUACAUGUCCGUUCUGCUCCGAGAAGAUCCAUUUAUACCGUUGCAGGAGUUUCUAAAGUUCAACAAAAUCAAAGCACUUGCCUCGAACGUAGAGGAAAUCGCCACCGCCCUCAAGAACUCCGAUCUUCUAACUCUCUCAGAUGAUAACCAGAAGGUACGGCGGACGAAAGAGUUCGUCGAGCGUGAAAAUUCCGAAGAUUGCACACUGUACGUAGAGAGUCUUCCACCGAAGGCCGAUCUCGACUGGGUGCGUAAUGUGUUCUCGAGCUACGGUAAGGUGGCUUACGUAUCGUUGCCAAGGUUCAAAUUCUCGAAAAAGAUCAAAGAAUUUGGCUUCGUGGAGUUCGAGGAGGAAGCGAGCGUGAGCAAAGCACUCAAAGCAUUCCAAACGUUUGGCGGUGUGCUCUGCUAUGAACCAUCGAAAGCGGAAAAGCUGGUCAGCAUAAAGUGUUACGAAUUGGACAAGAUGGAAAUGCUGCAAGGGGCGGCCGGUAUUUCCGCCGCUGCAGAAGCAGAUACGUCGGAGGAAAAACCGGACGUGAAAACGGAAAGUGAGGAUAUGCAACCUGAAGGUCCAUCUCAGACUACAGAACAGGAGGAUAACGGCAGAGCGUUGGGGAAAAGGCAUCAAUCGGAAUCCGAAGAAUGCGAUCCAGCUUCGGGAGAUGACGGAAUCACACAAACAUCCGCCAAAAGACAAAAGCUGGAUUCGGAAAGCGAUGGAAACGAUGUACAAGUGUCUGAGCAUGCCCAAGAUGAAACUACGGGGGUCACUACGGAUGUAGAAGAAACGACAGCCGCGGAACGCACAGAUGAUAAACAGAUGGACCACGAUACCACCGAAGAGAAAGGGAAAAAGAAAUGUCGCCAACGAAAAGGAUGCAGCACUAUUAAGAAAGAACUUCAGGUAGACGACAAAGUGUACGAGCUGAAAAUAAUGACCAAGAAAGAGUGGCGUAGAUUGCGGAACAAAUAUCUGGAUCUCCAGCGUAAGGAAGCGAGCAAACUGAAGCGACUCUUUGCCCAACCCGAAAAGCACCACCAGCGUGGCCAAGCUAAAGCAUCUUCAUCCGGUGUCGCCUCGGGCGGUGGUAAAACAACCGUUGGAGGAGGAUUAAAAUCUAUUAAAUCGUCCCCGAGAGUUAACUUCUACGGUGCGAUGCCAGUGGAAGAGGAAGAACAGGCUGGUGUAGAAGCAGGAACCGAUGAACCGGAAAUCGGUGAGGCAAGCGUAGCUAUUGCAAAGCAUCCGCUUUUCUCCUUUGAACCGGGACUGAUCGUGAAUGUAAAGUUCCGAGAACCGUGUGUCGAUGUAAAGGAUUUCCGUGCGGAACUACGACAGUACCCUUACGUGAAGUACAUUGACGUGAAGGAGGGUGACUUUGAGGCGUUUGUCCGCGUGGAUAAACCAGCUUCGGCGAACACACUGGUCAAGGAGUACAGUUCCGCCGAGCACAGUGCGCAGAUACUGAGUGGAGAGUUGGAGCAGCAGUACUGGGACAAGAUGAUGCGCGACCGCGAGGAUAAGCUGAACAAACGCGUCAAAACGGAGAAGGUGCGAGGCCGUACGAAGUUGAUUCGUAAGAUAAACACUCACAUCAAAUUCGACGAUGACGACGAUUAGGAGAGUCUAGUAGUCGUAAUGGUACCAAAAUGGAAUAAAAAGAAAACAAGUAAAUACAAUUUCUUUCACGGUUAAUUAAU
Anopheles darlingi is the source of this 1903-nucleotide messenger RNA. RefSeq names its product la-related protein 7 (gene Larp7). The transcript has 3 exons. Gene Ontology annotation, molecular function: mRNA binding. Gene Ontology annotation, cellular component: nucleus. The coding region runs from base 51 to 1823 and encodes 590 amino acids. Gene Ontology annotation, biological process: RNA processing. The record is from RefSeq and is a predicted model, not a curated record. NCBI's taxonomy places the organism in Eukaryota, Metazoa, Arthropoda, Insecta, Diptera, Culicidae.